AUGAAACAGAUAGCACUUGAAAAAAUUAACAGUGUCCCCAUGGACGCUGUUCAGUUGUAUACAGAUGGCAGUAGACUUGAUGGUGACAGAUCUGGCAGUGUCAUCUAUAUUAAACUUCGGGAUCAGGAAAUAAAAAUCAAGAGAAGAAAUCCGGACUUCUGCUCAGUAUUCCGAAGCGAACUUAUUGCAAUUCUUGAGGGUCUGGACUCUAUUAUGUCGCUUUCGCGGUUUAUUGAUAUCUGGAUCUUUUCGGAUAGUAAAAGUGCUAUCCAGCACCUGAUCGAUUGGCAUAAUGUCAGGGACAGUAUUGGUGCUGACAUUCUCAGGAAACUAAAACAUCUUUCCCUUUCUCAUCGGAUCCACUUUCAGUGGAUUCCGUCGCAUGUCGAUAUAGCUGGAAAUAAGAUUGCUGACGGUUUGGCCAGAGCAGAAGAGGCCAUUACGACUGUCGCUCCUCUCACUUACUUGGAGCAUUUUUCUAAAUGUAAAGCAAAGAAUAUGGUCAUUUGGACUGUUCCGCCGGUAUUCUAA
Molecule: messenger RNA, 531 nt
Organism: Parasteatoda tepidariorum (common house spider)
Lineage: Eukaryota; Metazoa; Arthropoda; Arachnida; Araneae; Theridiidae
Product: ribonuclease H-like
Source: RefSeq, a predicted model, not a curated record